This is a messenger RNA of Sander lucioperca (pikeperch), 2329 nucleotides long. RefSeq names its product spastin-like. The transcript is spliced from 16 exons. The record is from RefSeq and is a predicted model, not a curated record. Gene Ontology annotation, cellular component: microtubule cytoskeleton. The coding region runs from base 255 to 1676 and encodes 473 amino acids. Gene Ontology annotation, molecular function: ATP hydrolysis activity; ATP binding. NCBI's taxonomy places the organism in Eukaryota, Metazoa, Chordata, Actinopteri, Perciformes, Percidae.
CCAUGCAUCAGAGAAGAAAAAGAAGAAGUACACACGGGAAAGCGGAAGCUAGUUGUGGAGAUGUUUGUGUAUUGAUCUAACAUGACACAUAUACGGCGAAAAGAUUGUUUAAUAAACCAAAGACUUCGGAUUGACCCAGUUAUAAAUGCGAGUUGAAAGCUUCAUUUGACCGUGUCCUCUUUUAAGUGGCUAACUCUGAGUUACAACUGAGAACAAGGAGACAGUAACGUGGGAUUAAAGUCGGCCAAAAAACAAUGGCAAGUAAAAGCAAAGACAGCGGUGAAGUUAUUAAAAACUACCAUAAACAGGCGUUCGAGUAUGUAUCGAAGGCGUUACGGAUCGACGAAGAUGAUACAGGAGAGAAAGAGGAGGCUGUGCAGUGGUACAAGAAGGGCAUUUCUGUGCUUGAAAGGGGUAUUGAAGUAGAGAUCACGGGGCAAGCAGGAGAGCAAUAUGACAGAGCAAAGAGACUUCAAGAUAAAAUGGUCACCAAUCUCACCAUGGCAAAAGAUCGGCUCGCUUUGUUAGAGACAGCAAUGGCAAAUAAAAGGAGGAGUGAUCCCCAGAAGACCUCAAAUCAUGCUCUUACACAACCAAAGCCUGUGCCUAAAAGCCAGCCUGCAGUGCGAGGUGUGUCCACUAACAUCAGGCCCUUCACUGUUAGAACCCCAUCCAGACCCACUGAUCAAAAGGUGACGCCACGGGUGGCAAAAACUCAAAAUGGAAAACCUGCAGCUGUGAAACAGCCCCCAAAGAGAGAUAUGAAAAACUUCAAGAAUGUGGACAGCAAAUUGGCCAACUUGAUUAUGAAUGAAAUUGUUGACAGUGGAGCAUCUGUAUUCUUUAAAGACAUUGCGGGACAGGACCUGGCCAAGCAAGCACUCCAAGAGAUUGUCAUCCUCCCUGCCUUAAGACCAGAGCUCUUUACUGGCCUGAGAUCUCCGGCACGUGGUUUACUUUUAUUUGGCCCGCCUGGAAAUGGGAAAACCAUGCUGGCCAAAGCAGUUGCAGCGGAAUCGAAAGCCACAUUCUUCAACAUCAGCGCUGCCAGUUUGACCUCUAAAUAUGUGGGCGAGGGCGAGAAGCUUGUGCGAGCACUGUUUGCAGUUGCCAGAGAAUUGCAGCCCUCUGUGAUCUUUAUCGAUGAAGUUGACAGCUUGCUCUGUGAAAGAAGGGAGGGAGAACACGAGGCCUCUCGUCGAUUAAAAACCGAGUUCCUCAUUGAGUUUGAUGGGGUGCAGUCAGGAGGGGAUGACAGGGUGCUCGUAAUGGGAGCGACCAACAGGCCUCAGGAGCUCGAUGAAGCAGUACUGAGGCGUUUUGCAAAAAGGAUUUAUGUGGCAUUGCCGGAUGAGGAGACAAGAGUCACGCUGCUGAAAAACCUUUUGGGAAAGCAUGGGAAUCCACUGAGCAAAAAUGAGCUUUCCCUUCUCGCAAAAAAGAGUGAAGGAUAUUCAGGAAGUGAUCUCACAUCAUUAGCCAAAGAUGCUGCGCUUGGGCCGAUCAGAGAGUUGGGACCAGAUCAAGUCCGAAGUAUGGCUGCUAGUGAGGUGCGUAACAUCAAGAUGAAAGACUUUGAGGAUUCCCUGAUGCGCAUUAAGCCCAGUGUUAGCCCAGCAACUCUUCAUAUGUAUACCAAAUGGAACAAAGAUUUUGGGGACACAACAGCUAUUUGAAUUUUGAACUUUUCACUUGUUAAAAAAACAAAAACAAAAAAACAGUUAAUUCCUCUGUUUUAAUCUACUGGUACAAGACGUCAUUAACAUAAAUUAACUUAAAAGCCUGGAACAAACUCUUUGUAGGGUGGUAAAGCUAUAAUGUAAAUAUUAUGAAAUUAGGAAACAUUUCCUGUUAUAUGGAAAAGCUUUGCUAGUAAGGGUUUCUUUACUGUGUUUUUACACUCCUAAAACACUGUCUUGCUAUUUGAAAUUUCAUUAUUUAUUCUUAAGAAUGUCCUGCAAAAUUACAAUUGAUCUUUCUCUUGCCUCAAGAGGGCAGCAACUUUCUGUAAAUCCUGACAACCUCACUGAUGUCGAUCAUUUUACACAUCCAUUAUUUUCCUGAUGCAUUGACAUGUUGAUAGUAUUGAUCACCAAAUGCUCUCGAUACUUGUACAUAUGCAAGAGUGAUCAUAAUUGAGAGAAUAUCUGCCAAAUUGGGUGCAUGGCUAACCCUUAUAGUUUGUAGAUACAAAAACUUUUAUUGUAGUUGAAAGUAGGAGACCUUAUGAAUUGUUGUGAUGGCCAAGAAGAGUUAUGAUUUAAUUGAGCAGAACUGUAAUGGCGUCCUACUUUCUUCAUGCAUCAAUAAAUACAUUCAUUGAAGUUUC